Molecule: messenger RNA, 766 nt
Organism: Magallana angulata
Lineage: Eukaryota; Metazoa; Mollusca; Bivalvia; Ostreida; Ostreidae
Exons: 5
Coding region: 36-524 (162 amino acids)
Source: RefSeq, a predicted model, not a curated record
CUGACGACCAACCUGCUGUUCUUACUUUAACACCAAUGGCUGUGAGAGAAGGGGAAGACGUAGGCCUUGUUUGUUCGGUAUCCCAAGUGAAAGAUCCAGACGUUUCAUGGGGCUGGUUUUGUGGAAAACAAAGGCUUCCAAGCAACAGAGUAGAGCAAACUGGAUCCACGUCAAAAAUCAUUUUCCGAGCAGAGAUGAAUUAUCAUCAACAAUACUGUUACUGCAAACUAAACCAGUCGCUAUUUCAGUAUGUUGCGUACUCUGACGCGGAUGAUGCCACUCAGUGUCUUUCUCCUGUGAUAUUUGGUACAACCACCGGUAUUCUUCUAGCCAUCAUCGUUGCUCUCUCCACUGUUGUUGUCCUGCAGUGUUUGCGGAAGAGAAAAUACAGUAUACGAGAAUCAAGAUCAAACGACGAAAUGAGUCAUCGUAAUCCUGUAUAUACAAACGAACCUUACGAAGAAAUUCAAACGAACAGGGGAGUCGGACACAAAAGAAAUCGAGAGGAUUUUCCAAGCAAAUAACAGACUAGUAGUUGACGAUCAUACCUUUCUGUACAAUAUGAUUCUACCUAAAUACAUGUGGCUUGUAUCACUUUAAACGCCGUAUGUGUAAGUUAAGAAAGUAGUCUUGUUUGCUUUUCGACUUGUCAAAAUAUCAAAAGUACAUUUCAAUGAAUGUUUAUUAAAUCGAAGUGAAAAGAAAUUAAACUAUCAUAAAUUUCUUUUUUUUUUUCAUUUUUUUUUUACUGUUAUACAACUUGCUA